AUGGACGAGCCAGCGUGCAAGAAGCUAAAAGUCGAUUCUGUGCCUUGCUCAGAUUUUGAAUCUGGGGAUGGAUUGGAUGGACUAAGUGAACUUGAAAAGUUAGAGCCAUUACCACAGUCGGCACACAUUGGUGGUGACAUACCAGUAAGUUCCCAGUCAUUGUUUUAA
This is a messenger RNA of Haemonchus placei, 168 nucleotides long. The record is from the annotation of a GenBank genome assembly. Lineage: Eukaryota; Metazoa; Nematoda; Chromadorea; Rhabditida; Trichostrongylidae.